AUGGAGACAACUAUUUUGAAAGUUAUUUUUUCUGGAUUUGUUUUUCUUUAUUUUUAUGUGAGUUUCAAAAAAAAUGCAUGGGGAAUACAUUGGAUUUUUGUACUCUUAAAACCUUCUGAAUCAUAAAAUUAGGAUUUUGGAUGACUAAUUCGGAGAAAGCUGUGGUGUAUUCUUAACAUUUUGAGAUUUCUGGAAAUCCUCUAAUUUCAGAUUUUCAAAUAACGCUUCUUGAACAAUUUUAAAAAAUUUUAAAAACUUUUUUUCAAAAAAAAAACUUGUAUGUUUCAAUUAGGAAUUGAGAACUCAGAGUUCCAUUUUGGUAAUUCUUUAAAAAAAACUUCAAUAAUUCUCCCAAGCCACUUUUAAUUUCACGAUCCCUAAUUCCUAUGACAGUUCAAUUAAACCAUAUACAUGAUUCUCACAAAUUUUUAACCGUGGUAUAUCAAAGAUCUCUCCUAACAAACAUCCUGAAAACCUGAUCUUUGUCAAUUAAUCGAAGAAGGUUCAAAGUCACGUUCAAAGUCAUUCAUUCAAAAAUAGUUUGGUCUCUUGAUCUCUCAUAAAACAUAGAACCACAUUUUCUAGUUUUUUUAAUGACAAAGAUCACGUUUUUUUCUUGGCGAAGGUUCAAAAAAAAAAGGCAAAAUUGAAAAAGAAACGCCGUGCUUAAGAAACAUUGCACAACUUUUGAAACUUUAUCUAACUAAAGUAUUCUUGACUCCAAUUUUUUCUGAAAACAUGGACACUGCAGUUAGAAGUUUAGGCUUCGUGGGUGGUCUUGACUCACAAAAUCAGCUUCCUAACAGCCUCCAACUUAGAAAAAAACAAAAACCUCAAAAAACUUUUUCCAGUUAUACUAUGAAGAAAUCUACGAGUUUGCGCACUUGCAAGCAUAUGGCUCAAACGCUUGGCUCGAUAUUUCGCAAUUUUCAAACUGCCCAAAAUGUCCAGACAUGAAAAACAAACCAAAUUGUUAUUCAAAUCCCAGUGACUCAUCUUUAUGUGGAAAAUGUUUCGAAAUUUGCUUUCCCUCAAAAACACCAUCACAAAAGGAAGAAGAACUUGCAAAGAAAAGGUUUGUAGAAUUACAAUCACAUUUUUGUUUGUUAUCAUUUCUUUUUUGUCAAUGAUAUCUUGAACAUUUCAUCUCCUAAAUUAUCACAACAAUAGUUUUGAUUCAUCUCUUGCUAUGUUUGUUGUAUGAAACCGGAAAGCGAUGAAAUACAUACAACUAAUAGAAAAUCACGUGGUGAUUGAGAAAAAGGCGAAAGAUUGAUAUGUCAGUUAUGUUGUUGUAGUUAUGAUGUUUGUUCGACUAUCGUCAUAAUCUACUCCAAGAACCAAUUUUUCAGUGUUUUGAUUAAAAACAUAUGAUUUAUUGAUUGAUGAUUUUAAAAUUUGUAAUUUUGAAAGCAAGUUUUGAUGAUUCCAAAGUCUAAAAAUAUCUUUUCGUAUGUGGAAAAUACGAAAGACUAAUAAAAUGUAAGAAGGAUCAUCCUUCCCGGAUAAUACCAAGAGGGAAAAUUUCAAUAUACUAAAUUAAGCCGACUGUCUUUCAGAUUAAUAAUAAUGUUAAUGGACUCGAGAUUAAUGUGCCUCAGCCGAUUUUUUAUACAGGAUAAUGAAAAAUAUACAAUUUUGGUUCAAAAAUAAGAAAUUUAGUAAAACUUUGGAAUUUUUCAAAAUUUGAAAUCUAUUAUCCCAAAUCUAUAAUUUUUGAAUUUGACUCUCAAUUUUAUUUUUAUCUCGACUCACAAUAAAUUUCACAGUUUCCCGCUUCCCAUUAAGACCCAUAUCUUCUAGUCUCAAAAUCAUUGUAUGUGUAGAACAAGAAAUCAACACUCAAAAACCUGAUAAGAACAGACUGAAAAUCAGGAAAUUGUUUUUCAGUAAGUACAUUCGAAAGUACAAUUCCGUGAUGGAAUGAAGAUUUAAUUUUAAAAUUGACACCUAUAAACUACGGAAAAGAAACAGACUUGCCGGAUUAAACAACAAUUUUUUUGACAUAACAAAACAUUUUCUGCAACAAAAUAACACAAAUUGUUAUCAUUGAUGUUGUUGAGGUGUUGAAAAAUUAAUUUUGGAAAUGUCGAAAAAAAAAGAUGUGAUCCCAGAUCUUCAUAAAAAGUUUUGGAGAUUUUUCAGAUCCUGAUCAAGUUUAUUUUGGUAAUUCUGAAAUGAAUAAAAAAGGCACUGUUUCUAGAGUUUACCGACGCUUCAAAUUUUGAAUAAUAGUUUUCCCAAGUUCCGAUCUAUGAUUGUACAUAGAAAAAUCCCCCAAAUCAUUCAUUCCAUCUUCAUUUUUCCACAAACAGUUUCAAUCUAUCACAUCCACUCCCAAAAAAUUGUGUUUUUGCUAUCUUUCACCGAAAAAAUAUCGCGUUCGAGUUAUUUUUUGUCGUAUUUUCGAAGAUGUUCAUGUGAAAAUCACGGUUUGAUUCAUUCAAAAACCCAUUUUUGAACAAUGGUCAGACGAUAUUUCAUCAUUCACGAAAAAAACCUAUUUCUUCUUUGUUUGGUUUGGAAGUUUCAUUUUUUGAACUUUGGACUAGGAAAUGAGAAAGCUAUGGGUUGAAAUUGAAUUUUAAAAAUAUAAGGAAAAAAUUUUCAAAAAAUUGUAACUCAACAUUUUCAAAAGAUUCUUAAUCUUCGGGAUACCACAUUAGAUUUUCCCAAAAAUUUCAGGAAUUCAGAAUUUGAUGAUUUUCUGAAUAUUCCAGAACUAUCGUAAAUCCAUCAAAAAAAAAACCCGGGAAUUUCGAAAUAUUUCGCAAAAUCCCCAUUCCCCAUAGCUAUUUCUCCAAGAUGGUAUUAGAUUGUGUUUGGAGAAAUGUGUCUUGUCCAUCUCUAAACCCUCUUCUUCUCUAAAUUGCAUCACUCCACAAAUGAUGAUAAUAUGAAACGGUUUAAGAAGAUCUAUGAAGUUAGAAUUUUAAUCUCAAUGUCAAUGUUUUUCCAGAAAUGAACUUGCAUUUGCAUUAGCUGCUUCGUAUAAUGAAGUCAACAAAUUAUUGGUUUUGGUCGCCUCAAUCCACAAAUAUUUUCCAACAACAAAAUUGUUGAUUUUUGAUAAAGAUAAUUCAGUAAGUGAAGAAGUACACAAGGAAGAAAUAGCAAAAAAACAGGUCUAGGUGUUAUAUUAAAUUACACAAAUUUUUGAAGAAAAGAAAAACAAUUGUAUUGUUCUUUAAAAAUGGGAGAAGAAUGAAAUAUAGUUUAGAUGUAUGUAUGUAUGUUUUUUUCAGACGCUUUUGCAAAAUCAGCUGAUAAGUAUACGAAAUGUGGAGGUUAUUCGAUUCAAAUUGCCUGUGGAAAUCCCUGCAAGAAGGAAAAUGAGAUUUUUGACGCCAUUUUAUCUCGAGGUUGAUUUUUUUUCACAUUUUGUAUUUGAUAUGGAAAGGAUAAGAUUUCAAAGAACAAACAAAAAAUUCACAUGAGUUUUUACUCCUCCCCUGAACAUUCAUCGAAACAAUUUUUUGAUGAUAUGAAAUGUGAAAACAUUUUAGACAAGUCAAACACGUUGUGAUUUUUGAAGAUCAUAUAACUAUCCAACCAGUUUUUCUUCCUCUUUCGUUUUUCCACUUUAUCAUGUGGUAGGAAAAAGAAAAAAGAUGAUGCAAACAUUUUUAGAUUUGUAAGAAAAAUAUAGAAAACUUUGACCCCACAUGGUUGAAGAAUUACAAAAAUGAUGCAAAAAUUGUUUUUGAUCAACUGUUUUGAGAUUUUUCAAUUUCGUCACUAUCAAAAUCACCUUGAACUAGAGUGACUUUGUGAACUAGAAAAAAAAAGUUUUAUGAAAAAAUUUAAAACAAAAUUGAACGAUAAGCUAGCGGGACAAUUUUGGAGAAACUUCAAAUUAAAAAAAAAGUUUUUCACAGUGUCUAGAAAAUACCGUAGAUCUUAUAUUUUUUAGUGUUCAGGUUUUCAGAAGCAACAUGGUUUUUUUUAAUUUUCUAGUCUGUAAGAUCUUUUUAAAAUUUUUUUUAGUUCAAAUUCAUUCUGAACUUUUUUUGUACAAAACAUGACCAUUUUCUCAAAAUUUUAUUGAUUUUCAGAACUUUAGAACCUAUUUUUCUUGCAAAACUUCCUAGUGGCUGUACAAUUCUGAAAUUCUGAAAACACUUUCAAAUUGAAAUGUCAUGUUGUUUUGCUUGAAAGUCGGAACUUCAGAAUUCUGAAAGAGUUCCUGGUUGCUUGAAAUUUGAAAAACCCCAAACCCCCAAAGGGUUUUCCAUAAUCAAAACCAUAUAAUUCUCAUUUUCAACAACCAUGACUCCUGACUACAAGAAAUGUGAUUAUUGUUUUUCAAAAAAAAGUCAUCAUAUCUUGCAAAAAAACUUUCUAUAGUUAUAGAUAGAUAGCGAAACUUUGACCCCAAAAUUCUUGAUUUUCUCAAAAAAUGAAAAUCACAAAGAUAGUCAACUGACGGCUGUUUUUUUCUUCAUCAUCGAAUAUAUUACGAUAUUAUCUUAUCUUCCAAAGGCAUAUAUUUUUAAAAAUCAAAAAUUCAAAAAGCAAAAGAUAUAAGUACAAUUGUCACGUCUCUAUAGAUUUAUACUGUAGUGAAUAGAAGUUUUGGCCUCUCUGAGGAUCAAAAUUCAAUGUUAAUGUUAAUUUUCUUUGUUUCAAACCAACCCCAUCAAUACAAAGCAAAAAUUAGUUUAAAAAGAAUACAAUCCGAAUCGAAUCAUCUGCUGCUAUUAACAAGAAAACGUGAUUUGUUUUCAGUUGAUUAGGUUUUCUGUUUUGUUGGUUUGGAGAAAACAACAGUUCCCUUCCUAUAGGGGAAAAAUCAAGAUCAAACCAUUAGCAAAACAUGUUAACAUUUUGAACGCACGUAAAUAACAGUGAUGAAUAAUGAAUCAUGAUGACUAUACGUCACGAGGCCAUUCUUCUUCUUCUUCUUUUUUCUAUUAAUUCUCUUCAUGAAAACGUGGUUAGCACAUGUUACGGUUUGAUUGCAGGAAUCGUUGAAACGAAAUUCAAAAAUCGCUUGGCUAUCCGUUGAUACAGAAUUUCAAAACGAUAAAUAUAUUGGAUUCAGUAACAAUCUUCGAAAGCAUCCAGUCAUCUAUACUUCACGUGAUAAAACGCGCAAAAUCACUUCAUCUGGUGAGCGUUCUUUGUGUUACAAUAAAAAAUAACACACGACAAUUACAAAUUAUCACGAAAUCUUUCAGGCUAUAGACAAUACUUCCCAACGACCACCGUUUCGUCAAACUUCCCGUUGAGUGCAAUAUUGAAAAAUGAUCGAACUUUAGAGGCGAUAAUCAAAUGGUGGGUUUGAACCCAUAGAACGAUUCGAUUGAACGUUUUAUGCAGUCAUGUGGGGUUGUUGAAAUGAUUCACGUAGAUAUGUUUGUUGGUGUUUUUAUCAACCAUCAAUUUGUUAUGUUUGAUCUACCAAGUGUGAAAAAAUAACUUUUUAAAAUGACGUGUCCUUAAAUCUAUUUUUAAAAGGGCUUUUGAACUUUGAAAAAUUUUUCCGUAUAAAAUAUCCUGGAGAAAUCUAGAAGAUUUUUCGAUUUUCAGGAUUCAAAAAUGUGCCUUGACCCCUGCUUGUUGGAGAUGUCGAAACUCAAAAUCCGAAGCAGAAGAUUGCACCUGGACAAUUCUACGACUUCUCGCAACGUCGGAGAAUAUUUUCCGGCAACUUGAAGAUUCAACAAACACAAUUGAAAAACAAGCAUGGUCUCCUCCAGAAUGUGAUAUUUAUUGCACAAUGUAUUUACUUGUCGUCACUUUCACUAUCGUUGUAGCUGUUGGAGCUCUCGCAUUGCUGCUUUUGAAACGAGCAACCAAGAAAAAUCAUAAGAAUUAA
Caenorhabditis angaria is the source of this 5821-nucleotide messenger RNA. The record is from the annotation of a GenBank genome assembly. Lineage: Eukaryota; Metazoa; Nematoda; Chromadorea; Rhabditida; Rhabditidae.